AGAUUUGGAAGAUUUUGAGGGAAGAGUUGACAUCAAGAAUUGCCAUUUCAACCAAACCAAUCAUCAAAGCUUUAUAUAUAAAUUCCCACUUAAAACUAUCUCUCUCCAUCUCAAUUUUCUCAUCUUCAGCAAUGGAUCAAAAUAAUGAUACCUCAAGUGGAGUAGAUGAAGCGUAUGAAGACUUGUUUCCGGUGAUGGCGCAGAAGCUCGACGUGGAGAUGUUUGUGGCCGAGCUUUGCAGCGGUUUUCGGCUGCUCUCCGACACGGCAAAAGGGUUGAUAACGGCGGAGAGUUUACGGCGAAACUCGGCGCUGUUGGGAAUGGAAGGGAUGAACGAGCACGAAGCGGAGUCGAUGGUGAGGGAAGGAGAUCUUGAUGGUGAUGGAGCUCUCAAUGAAAUGGAAUUUUGUAUUUUGAUGGUGAGACUUAGUCCAGGAAUGAUGGAGGAUGCUGAGGCUUGGCUUCAGAAGGCAAUUGAUGAAGAGCUAAGUAAAUCUUAGUGAUUUUAUAUUCUUGUCUUUGUAAAUUUCUUGAACUGUAAUAAACUCAAAUAAUUAACAGUGUAGUUUGUUGUUUAAUGGUUUAAUUAUAUGAGAGAAGAUUUGUGAUCUCAUGCCAUAUUGACUAAGAACAUGAUCUAUUUGUAGUUUAAUUUGUAUUAUCAUACAUGAAGAAAAGUAUUUAGGUUAGAGUCUAUAUCUA
Messenger RNA from Benincasa hispida (wax gourd), 702 nucleotides. The record is from RefSeq and is a predicted model, not a curated record. NCBI's taxonomy places the organism in Eukaryota, Viridiplantae, Streptophyta, Magnoliopsida, Cucurbitales, Cucurbitaceae.